Messenger RNA from Alnus glutinosa, 1282 nucleotides. RefSeq lists its product as uncharacterized. The coding region runs from base 76 to 873 and encodes 265 amino acids. NCBI's taxonomy places the organism in Eukaryota, Viridiplantae, Streptophyta, Magnoliopsida, Fagales, Betulaceae. The transcript has a single exon. The record is from RefSeq and is a predicted model, not a curated record.
UUUCCAAUCUAGAAGUCACUUCAAAAACAUUCUUCUUCAAUAUUUCCAUCAGACACUCCCUCUACUCCUCCAAAAAUGGGAGAUCUUCUCAACAACCCUCAUCUUCAAAACCCAGAAGAAGGAGAUCAAGAAGAAGAAGAAGAAACAGAAGAGUCACUCUCUCUCUGCGACCUUCCGCUCAACCCCAAAAAUAAAUCCAAAGACUUGUCGAACCACACUCCACGUUCACGCGCUGAGGCCCCCGAGUUCUUCGAGUUCUUCAGCGACCUUAGCUCCGAGAUGUGUCCGGCCGACGACAUCAUCUUCUGCGGAAAGCUCAUACCCUUCAAAGACUUACAAUCUCCUCCCACUCAUCAAACCCCAAAAACAUCAAACACCGGAGAAAAGCCAACAAAACAGACCCCUUUUCGCCGGCGAUCCGAGUCGUUAUCCAAGCUACAGAGCCCCGUAACUCGGUCAGACAGCGGCACUAGCACUAGGCUCAUGAGGAACAGCCGGUCUCUGGAUUAUACAAAACUACACAGAAGUUCAAACUCCAUGGUCUCACCGGCUCAGGAAAUAGAGCGGAAUUCAUCGGUGAAGAGCUUGGGAAAGUCCGAUAUGGCGCUUAGAAGGGCGGCGAAGCCUCGAUGGUACUUGUUGAUGUUUGGACUGGUGAAGUUUCCGCCUGAGAUGGAGCUUAGUGAUAUCAAAAACCGGCAGGUUCGCCGGAACCAUCCUUCGACGCUGUUUCCGCCGCCGCUCUCCGCUGACGGGAAGUUUCCCGUGAACCGCAGCUCCAGUAAGGGGUCUUGGAGGCUGCUCAGAGCAUUGAGCUGCAAGGACCACGCCAGUGUGGCCGUGACGGCGUCGUUUUGCUUACCCCACGUGUGAGGAGGAGCGUGGCAAUCACUUUUUGGACAUGUUUGUCCUUCUUCGCUCUAGCUUAUCGGUUUGAGAGGCAUCUGCAUGAGAUGGGCGUUUUCGUAAAUAUGGAAGUUGGAUACUAUUUAAGACUUUACGUAGAAGGAAAGAUAGUGUACAGUGGUGGACAUUGGGCGAUGAUAGUGGCCUCUCAGUAAUCGAGAAUAACGUUAGGUGGUGGGCACAGGAAAGAAUGAAAGAAAAUCACGAGAAUCCCGACAGAGACAACAAAAAAAGCAUAUUAUUUAUUUAUUUUGUGAUUUUUUUUUUUUUUAAUCUUUUUGUUAAUUUAUUUCUACCUUAUCAAGUAGUUGGAAGAUCAAAAUAUUUAAUAUCUACUCUACCAUUAAAAAACAAAAAUCAUACGUUGUUAUCUCCA